Molecule: messenger RNA, 822 nt
Organism: Panicum hallii
Lineage: Eukaryota; Viridiplantae; Streptophyta; Magnoliopsida; Poales; Poaceae
Exons: 1
Coding region: 1-822 (273 amino acids)
Molecular function (GO): protein binding
Source: RefSeq, a predicted model, not a curated record
AUGGGUAUUUGCCUGGGCAAGCAGCAACCAUUGCCGCUCUGGAUGGACCUCCCGGUGGAGCUCGCUGGCCUCAUCCUGUGCCGACUGCUAUCGCCCACGGACCGGCUCCGCUUCAUAGCCAUCUGCCGCCAGUGGUGCCUCACCGCGAAGCAGCAGCAUCCGUUGCCACUGGCACUGCCGUGGCUCCGCUUAAACUACGACACCUUCCAAAGCCUCCCCGACGGUCAGCUGCGUCACUACUGCAUGUCCCUGGGAUUUUUCUCACCGGUCUGCAUCUCUGACGGCUGGCUGCUCUGCCUACGGUCUAGUUCCGGUCCUGAUGAUGAGCUAUUCUUGACGAAUCCUUUCACUAAAGACACCAUUAAGCUGCUCGUACCUGACAAUUGCGUAAGUUCACUCGGUGGGUUCCUCGCUAUGUCCCGAUUGCACAAGAUGAUAGUUUGCCGAGGUGACCUCAUCACCGCGAUCUUCUUCGGCGGCUAUGUUUGCUUCUACCGGCCGGGCACUCCCUCAUGGCAGGUAUGUCCACAUGAUCUUCGCGGUGAAUGGUACAAAGACAUCGCCUUCCACCAUGGCAAGGUCUACGUGCUUACUACCAAGGAGGACCUUUUCGCCUUCGAGGCCGGCGACAGCGAAGCAGCGGAGGUGUCUAGGGCAUCCCAUGUCGAGCAUAAGAUCAGGGCCGUACAUCAGCUACAGCCUCCGGCGGCGAAUCUUGAGAAGCUUUUGGCCAAACGCUACCUCUUCACAUCGUCUGCCAAGCUGUUGAUGGUUGAAUUGAUCGACCACGGUGUUCCUUUUCAACGUAUCCUUGGUCCCUGA